AUGGCGCCCAUACCAAUCACUAUCAUCACUGGGUUCUUGGGCUCGGGAAAGACGACCCUAAUCUUAAACCUCCUCCCCCAACUCCCACCCUCCUACAAACUCGCCCUCUUGAAAAAUGAAUUCGGCUCCUUACCCGUCGACUCGGCCCUCGCAUCCUCCUCCUCCAUAUCCUCCGUCCGCGAACUCCUCAACGGCUGUAUAUGCUGCAACCUCGUCGGCCAACUCUCCACCGCCCUCGCCGAACUAGCCUCCCUCUCCAACCCCCACCGCAUCGUCAUCGAGACCUCUGGCUCUGCCUUCCCCGCAACCCUAGCUAUGGAGGUGAACCGGCUAGCCCGGGAAACAAACGGCGCCUAUGUCCUCGACGGCGUGCUAAGCGUCGUCGACGUCGAGAACUGGAAUGGCUACGAGGACACGAGUCUGACGGCCAAGAUGCAGGCCAGGUUUACCGAUCUCAUCGUGCUGAAUAAGUGGGAAGGCGUUGGGGAGAGGCGGUUGGAGGAUGUCGAGGAUCGGAUUCUCGCGCUCGAGGUGGAGCCGCCGAUUCCGCGGACGAAAAGUACAAGGGGUUGGGUGGACAAAGAGAUUGUGUUUGGGUUGGAUGCGCGGCUGGCCGGGUCGACAGAGGGGGAGGCGUUGUUGGGCGAGGGGGAAAAGGAGCAUAAUCAUGCGCAUUCGAGUGAGGUCGAGGUGUUGAGUGUGAUAUUGAACGGAGAUGGAGUGGUGGACACGGAGAAGCUCGCUAGAUUUCUUCAAGACCCAACCAAAGACGAAGUCUAUAGGAUAAAAGGCAUCCUGUACGCUUCCACGCCGCCAAAAUCCUCGGAUCCAGAUAUGCCCACUACGCUAAGCACGACCGAGGGCAGAGCGAGGUAUAUCUUGAAUUGGGCGUUUGGCCGCUGGACGUUCACUGCUGUGCCGCUCGCACAGCCAGAGACACAAGAGCAAGAGCCAGCACUCAGGUUGACGAUUGUGACGGCGAAAUAUGAGAGUAACAAAUGGAAGAAGGAAAUCGAGUCUAGUGGAUUGAUAGCCCUUGCAGACGGUGCACAAGCGACAUUGACAGUAGACAAGGUGGCUUAG
Molecule: messenger RNA, 1083 nt
Organism: Plenodomus lingam JN3
Lineage: Eukaryota; Fungi; Ascomycota; Dothideomycetes; Pleosporales; Leptosphaeriaceae
Cellular component (GO): cytoplasm
Source: RefSeq, a predicted model, not a curated record